AUGACCCGCUCCUUCCCCACCCUAACCAACAAACGAAUCUGUCUCCUCAUCGCCCACCCCGACGAUGAAGCGAUGUUCUUCGGCCCAACCUUACUCUCCCUGACCCGCCCCGACCUAGGCAACACGGUCGUAAUCCUCUGUCUCUCCUCCGGCGACGCCGACGGAUUGGGACACAUCCGCGUCGACGAACUCCGGAAAUCAGCGCUGUUGUUGGGACUGAGGAGUGCGGAGCAUGUGGUGGUCGUAGACGACCCGGCGCAAUUCCCGGACUCGAUGACGGCCAAGUGGGAUGCGAAAUUGAUCGCGGGGAUGUUGAUGAAGUACUUUGCGCCGAAAGCCACUUCAACACCAUCGACGGAAGCGCCGACGGCAGGGGUGGAUGUGUUGAUCACGUUCGACACGGGCGGAGUGUCGGGACAUCCGAAUCACAUCUCCCUCUACCACGGAGCGAAGGCGUUUUUGGAAACACUCAUGCAGCGACAUCGAGGCUGGGACUCGCCGACGAAGUUGUAUACGCUGCGAACGACGGGGACGGUGAGGAAGUAUAUGAGUGUGUUUGACUCGGUGGUGACGGUGGCGUUGAGUAUUGGGAGGAGGAAGGAGAAAGGGGAGUUUCCGACGCCGUUGUUGACGGUGAGUCUGCCUGGGGGUGUGUUUACGGCGCAGAGGGCGAUGGUUACGGCGCAUAAGAGUCAGAUGAGGUGGUUUCGAUGGGGGUGGAUUGGGUUGUCGAGGUACAUGGUCAUUAAUGAUUUGGCGAAGCAGAAGGGGUUUUAG
Zymoseptoria tritici IPO323 is the source of this 777-nucleotide messenger RNA. RefSeq lists its product as uncharacterized. Gene Ontology annotation, molecular function: N-acetylglucosaminylphosphatidylinositol deacetylase activity. The record is from RefSeq and is a predicted model, not a curated record. Bases 1 to 777 code for a protein of 258 amino acids. NCBI's taxonomy places the organism in Eukaryota, Fungi, Ascomycota, Dothideomycetes, Mycosphaerellales, Mycosphaerellaceae. The transcript has a single exon. Gene Ontology annotation, biological process: GPI anchor biosynthetic process. Gene Ontology annotation, cellular component: endoplasmic reticulum.